This is a messenger RNA of Spirodela intermedia, 352 nucleotides long. Lineage: Eukaryota; Viridiplantae; Streptophyta; Magnoliopsida; Alismatales; Araceae. The record is from the annotation of a GenBank genome assembly.
AUGGCUGUUAGAGGCUCGCCAAUCGCGGUGACUGCGGUUCUCAUCCUCCUCGCCCUGGUUCUCGCCCCGGCCAUCCCUGCCGAGGCGACUCGCCGGAUGGCUCAAGGUUUGGUGCUACCUGAUCUCUGGCGCGUCUACGCCUUGCCACUUCCCUCCUGGAAAUUGGGCUCCAGCCAGUGAGUUGUCAUGGCGAAUCUCAUGUAUCUGUAUCGAUUUUCUUGCAGAGUACAUCCCGAGAAGGCCCCCGAUUUUCUGUCCCGCUUGUGUCUGCUGCACCCCGAAGCCAGUGAAUGGCUGCUGCAGCUGCUGUGCUUCUCCCAUAGAUCCGUCCCCAGCGAAGGCGAAGCCGUGA